Arachis ipaensis is the source of this 1513-nucleotide messenger RNA. Its product is annotated as putative WRKY transcription factor 41. Gene Ontology annotation, molecular function: DNA-binding transcription factor activity; transcription cis-regulatory region binding. The record is from RefSeq and is a predicted model, not a curated record. Gene Ontology annotation, biological process: regulation of DNA-templated transcription. Gene Ontology annotation, cellular component: nucleus. Lineage: Eukaryota; Viridiplantae; Streptophyta; Magnoliopsida; Fabales; Fabaceae.
UUUAUCUGGAUGUGAACACAAUGUUCAAAUUUCCAAACCAUAUCUUGUUGCAAUAAUGAGCAACAAGGGCCAAUCAAAUGAAUCAAUCAUUCGUCAACAAAUUAUCUAGAUAGUUGGACUAGACUUGGUCAGCAUUCUAUUACUAAUACUAACUGACCAAAUAACAUUCUUUGCUUAAAAAGUUGCUCUCUCAGUCAAACUUUGACUUAUUGCCAAUUGGCCAUUGGGGCUACCCUUUAAAUACAAAGGGCCUUCAUUUCCACCCCUCACUAGUCACUUACUCCCUCCAUUUCACUUCUCAGUCCAAACAAAGCAAUCACCAAAUGGAGUGUGAAGGGAGUUGGGAGAAGAGCGAAUUGAAAAGUGAGCUUGUUCAAGGGAUGGAGGUAGCAAGAAAGCUUAAGGCAGAGUUAGAGUUAGAAUCUAGUGCUGACAAUAGGGACUUGCUGGUGGACAAAAUAUUAUCUUCUUAUGACAAAGCUCUAUUGAUCCUAAGAUGGAGUGGAUCAGUUUCCAAGCCCCACACAUUGCAUCAAUCAACUAAAACCUCCCCACCACACUCCCCUCUACCCCACAAUCAUCAACAGGAACUUAAACACUCUUCACAGAAAAGAAAAAUGAUUUCUAAAUGGGUGAAUCAGGUUAAGGUGAAUUCUGAGAAUGGCUUUGAAGGAUCCCAUGAAGAUGGGUACAGCUGGAGAAAAUAUGGACAGAAAGACAUCCUUGGUUCCAAAUAUCCAAGAAGUUACUAUAGGUGCACCUUCCGCAACACUAAGGAUUGCUGGGCAACCAAGCAAGUGCAGAGAUCAGAGGAUAAUCCCAAUAUAUUUGAAAUAACUUAUAAAGGAAGCCAUACCUGUUCCAAGGGGAAGAAGAAUGCUGCUAUGUCAGCAAAGUCACCAGACAUACAAGAACCACAAGAACACCAUACAAACUUCCAAAACAUGUUGUCAGUCACUGCGGCUAAGCCGGGAAACGAAGAAAUGGCAUGUUCUUUCACUUCCCCAUCGACCUCCUCUGGAUGCAGGACACAAGAAAACCAGAACUUGCUUCCUUCAAUUCUAGAGAAUAAUCCCUUCUUGGGCAGUCUUUCACAAACACAUUUGUUAUUACCAAACACACCAGAAUCAAACUAUUUUCCAUCUCCUUUCUGCGCAAAUGAGCUUGAUGGGAUCUACAGCAAUCGAUGCUCGGAAUUCGAUGUUUCUGAGAUCAUUUCCGCCCAUACAUCAGCCACCAAUCCUCCAAUUUUCGAUUUUGAUUUCUCGCUUGAUCCACUGGAACUUGGCCAAAAUUUCCGUUUCAAUGCCUCCAGAUUUUCUCACUAAUAGAUCUAAAGAUUAAAAAUCACAUACUAUGUUUAGAAAUUUAAGAUGAGGAUUUUUUUAAGAAAGCAUUGGUUAUCUGUUAACCAUAGCAUGUAUUAUUAAUCAGGAGGGCUUCAGACAGUAGAACAAUGAACCAGCAAUAAUAGCAAUACUAAUUGUUGAAAAGUCAGUAAGGUUUGUACAAU